Lytechinus pictus (painted urchin) is the source of this 6809-nucleotide messenger RNA. Its product is annotated as E3 ubiquitin-protein ligase TRIM37-like. Gene Ontology annotation, cellular component: aggresome; peroxisome. Gene Ontology annotation, molecular function: zinc ion binding; ubiquitin protein ligase binding; tumor necrosis factor receptor binding. Lineage: Eukaryota; Metazoa; Echinodermata; Echinoidea; Temnopleuroida; Toxopneustidae. Gene Ontology annotation, biological process: protein autoubiquitination; negative regulation of centriole replication. The record is from RefSeq and is a predicted model, not a curated record. The transcript is spliced from 23 exons. Bases 174 to 3122 code for a protein of 982 amino acids.
AUAUCAUGUGACGCGACGGUAAUUGACCAAUCCGAUGAAGGAUCUCGCAUAUCCUCAAAACCUCUCGAAACGCGAUGACGCCACUUCCAAUUAAGACGUAGGGCCUAGGCCCUAGUUAAUAUUUCUGAUUACGGCAAAUUUGAAUCAAGCAAGGUCAACAUUCCGCUUGUGUAAUGGAGGAAGCAACAGUUGAAAGCCUGGCUGAGGUAUUCAGAUGUUUUAUUUGUAUGGAGAAGCUCCGGGAUGCCCGGCUGUGCCCGCACUGUUCAAAGCUCUGCUGCUAUUCCUGUAUAAGGAGAUGGCUAACGGAGCAAAGGCCCCAGUGUCCCCAUUGCAGAGCACCCCUUCAACUUCAUGAGCUGGUUAAUUGUCGUUGGGCUGAGGAGGUGACUCAACAACUCGAUACUCUACAACUGUGUACCCCCCAGGGAAAACAGGACGAGGUUGAUAAAGACAAAUGUGAAAUGCAUAAUGAGAAGUUGAGUGUAUACUGCUGGACCUGUCAUAAAUGCAUCUGUCACCAGUGUGCCUUGUGGGGUGGAAUGCAUUCUGGACAUACAUUCAAGCCACUGGAUGAGAUAUGGGCCCAACAUGCUUCACAGAUACAGGAAGAACAACUUGCCUUGAGGAGAAGAUUAAGAGAAUUAAUAAGCCUUAACCAAGACAUUGAUCGUAAUGUAGACAGUGUCAGAAGUGCCAAAGAUGACAGAGUAAGAGAGAUCAGGAACACUGUAGAACUCAUGAUAUCAAGACUGGAAACACAACUCAAGAGUAAACUACUAACACUCAUGGGUCAGAAGAACUCACUGAUGCAGGAAACAGAGCUCCUAGAAUCCCUUCUUCAUGAAGUGGAGCACCAAGUCAACUCCUGUUCUAAAAGUGAACUGAUAGCUAAGAGUGCCGAUGUCUUACAGACCUUCACUCAGGUUCAUCGUAAACCGAUGGCAUCCUUUGUCACAGCUCCAGUUCCAGCAGACUUCACAAGUGAACUUGUGCCAGCAUAUGACAGUAGCAGAUUUGUCCUCACUAGUUUCAUAGCAUUACAGCACAAGGCUGAUCCAGUAUACAGUCCCCCUCUCAUGGUUGCAGGACUCAGCUGGAGACUCAAAGUUUAUCCCGAUGGUAAUGGUGUGGUGAGAGGAAACUACUUAUCUGUCUUUCUUGAACUGUCAUCUGGCUUGCCUGAAACAUCCAAGUAUGAAUACCGAGUUGAGAUGAUCCAUCAGGCAUCACAUGAUAACAGUAGGAACAUUGUACGUGAGUUUGCUUCAGACUUUGAGGUUGGUGAAUGCUGGGGGUAUAAUAGAUUCUUCAGAUUAGAUCUACUGGCUGGUGAAGGAUAUCUCAAGGAUGAUACACUCAUACUACAAUUCCAGGUGCGUCCUCCAACAUUUUAUCAGAAAUGUCGAGAUCAGCAGUGGUAUAUUAACCAGCUGGAGACAUCACAAAGACAGUCUGUACAACAGAUCAGUGACCUCAAAGAGAGACUUGCCAUUGAGUUAUCAAGAACACAGGGCAGUGCUGAACGGUCAUCACCAGAUACUGAUCGUGAUGGUGUUCAAGUUAAGUCAUGUUUACAGGGUCGUGAGCAAGCUGACUUAUGUAGGGACAAUAAUGAUACACAGGAGAGUGACGGCUCAAGUGUGACAAUAUCUUCCCCCUCCUCGUCUGAAGAUGAUGAUGAAGAAGAGGAGGACGAAGAGGAGGAAGAUGAAGAUGAUGAUGCAGGUGCUUCAGUCAUGGUGGUUGAUGAGGGAGAGCAGGGUGAUCUGGAGAGUGGUCCUCUUAAUGAGGAGAAUGAUAUUGAUGAAGAGACCAUGUCUGGUGAAAAUGAUGUUGAACAUUCCCGCAUAUGGGAUCUUGAGGAAGGUCCUCUAGAUGUGUCACUUGAUACAUCCCUCAAUGCAGUUACCAUGGAUACAGCUCAUUCCUCUACAUCCACCACCUUUACAUCAUCAUCUAUGACCCAACCAUCAAGAUCUGGUAAGGAUACCACACCCUCAAUAUCACCAUCAUCAUCAUCCUCUUCAUCAUCGUCAUCUAAACAGACUAAUUUAAGCACACUUUCAUCCUCCACCACCACCACCACGGCAACCGCAUCAUCAGCGUCUGGUGGAACGGCAGGAGAAGCCUCGGGGGCAGGAGCCACGCCCGGCUCACAUCACCACCCACACCGCCCACACCAUCACCACCAUCAUCACCAGCAAGCAUCUCCUCAUCACCAAGGCAAUGGAGCAUCAGUGAUGCGGAAUCUAAGAGAGGAAGACAUCAUGCUGAUGCAGCUUCUUGAGAUGACAAGAGCUGGAGAUAGUGUUCUUGGUUUCAUGCCCAAGCCUCCGUAUCGGUCUAGAGUCCAUGCCAAGUCCAGCAAGGACAAACGUGAGCGGGAGAAGCGAGGGCGUCCUUUAUCAGCAGACUCUAUCUUGCGUCGUAUCCAGACACGCAUGCUUGACAUGGGUCUUACAACGUUAGAUGUAGCAUCAUCAUCAUCUGGGCAGGAGCCGGGUGAGGUUGGUGAGGAGGCAGUAGCAGGGGCUGUUGGAAGCUCGAGAUCAGACUCUGCACUGGGUUUUCCUUGUUUCUGGAAGCCAAAAACCAAGCCAGUACCUAGUAUCUCUCUUCAGCUCUCCACUGAAGUCAGUAGCCAAGGAGAGAAGAAGGUAGACAGAGCAGUAGAUAAUGAAUCCCCUAGUCAAGUGGAAAAUAGCAGUGAAGACUCAAACACAGCUUCAGCAUCAUUCAUUGUAGAAGAUGGUCAACUGGUUGACCUUUCAACUUGCACAAGUGACCUUCAAUCGGCCUUAGAUGACCUCAGUACUGCUAGACUCAUGGCAAGAAUCAGUGCUCUGAAUAACCAAUUAGAAACAAGGAAUGAUAAAAACUCAAGUAGUACAGCGCAGCCAGACAAUGAGAGUGAAUCAAGUGGAGGUAUUGCAGCAGUGAGUAGCAAUACAGAACCAUGUCAGAGAGAAGAAGCAUCAUCCAUCACAUUCACCCGUAAGAAGGCCACAACCAGUACAAGGAGUAGUCAUACUACUGAAUCAACAGGUAUCAGUACUGACUCUAGCCAAAGAGCUCUCGAAGAUAAGCCAAAAGAAACCAACAAAUCCACAGCCUGCUAACAAUUCAUUCUUUUCUUUCAUGAGAGACGGUUAUGAUAGUAAUCUCUUUACUUCCUUGUCAUCUUAGAGAAUCAUUUGAAGAUGUCCUCCUGUGUGUGGAAGUUGAAAAGUGAUAUGAAAUGUGGUACCCAUGAGGAACCGUCACGUACAUGUAGUGUUACUGAUUGUGUAUGUGUAAUUAAAACACACCAGUCCUUUUGCCCUACUCUUAAUAAAAGUCAAGUAUUUUGAAAGCCUCCACUUCAUCAUAUUUAUCAACUACCAGACACAUUGAAUUGGCUAUGCCAACUCCCCUACAUGUAUAUUUAUAAUAGAAAUAACACAGAUUUCUGUGGGAAGUUCAUCUUUAAAGUGGGACUAUCAUUGGCUUUGAAAACUGGCCUCAAAUUUGGGUAACUACUUUUAUUAUUCAGAUGUCUCUUUGUUCGUCUCAUAUCCAAAGCAUCUCAAAGCUAUGUGAUUAUCAGUCACAUAUGAAUAAUGAAAAGUUUCCCGUGGCGAGUACCGUUUGGCUGAGCAGCGCUCUGCUCGCGAAUCGUGAGGUAUGGGGGGGGGGGUCAAAAAACGUAUAGUUCACUUUUUCCCUAGGGAAAAAAUGGACUAUGCGUGACGUCAGCAAGGAAAAUGAACUAUUUCACAGCAAACGUUUUUCGUAGUAAACUAUUCUUUUUCUCCUUGUGUACACUCUCAAUACAACAAUCAUAAGUAAGGGAUAUAAUACACACCGGAGCACGUUGGAAUUAGAUGGUUGUAUUUCUAUAGGAUGUCUGUUAAAGUUUGGAUAGCCUUAAAACUUUCCCAAUCAAUAGUAAGUAUGUCAAUAGCUUUAUUGCUAUGGAAGCUUUCAGUUGAUAUCAAGUUCUAUGGAUCAAUAAAAAAACAACUUCAUAUUGAGAAAUAAUUUAGGGUAUCAUGUUCAUGUUUGUCUGGUGUUGACAUGUGUUUUCAGAUGUCAUUCUGAAUCCUGUUUCAUAAAACUUGUGAUUAAUGAUAGGUAAUAAGUCACUUUCAUUAAACUUGUGCCAUUUGAUUUUCCAAAGACUAGUUUUGAUUCACAAUGAGAUUUAUGACACAGGACCCAGGUUGCCUUGCUUGUAUUUAUCUUGGAGGGGGAGUUUGGUAUUAUACUACUUUAUUAAUGGCAAACAUGGGUACUUACAGGCUCAUUAAGAGCAUCACUGAUUUAAAGUAAUUCAUUUGCUUUUCUUGUAACAUGUGGUGAUAUUCAAGUUCAAGCAUAUUUCUAUUUUUGUAAUCCAGCUUAUUCAUAAUGGACAUGUAUUUGCUCUAAAGACUUGGUUAUUGGUGAAGAUGAGCCUAUAUUCACUGGUAUGGUUUAUUGAAAAUAUAUCAAAAUAUAGUUUUAUCCUGUGUCCUGUCUGAAUCCAACUUUUAGUAGAAUAGUGUAUUUUGGUCCCAUUCUGUUUUCACAGUGCAGGAAUUUGUAUAGUUCUAUAAUAUAUACAUGUAUAAUCUUGCCUUUUGAAAAGUACUUAAUACUUCCUGCUUCAGACACUGUAGACAUGUUACAUCCGUUAUACUAAUUACUCAAAUACUAGCAGGUGACUUUCAAAUGCACAAUGAUUGCAGGAUAUUCAUCAUGAUGUAAUUAGUAUUACAAUGCUACUUUCUGAAUGUACUUAAAGUGAUUUAUUUCUUUCAUAUCCAUUUUGUCAUGUACAUCUAUGUUGGUGGAAACACCCAUUCUUGCAAUAGUGUACAACAAAAAAUUUGAGAUUUUUACAGUAAUUUAGGGAGACAUCCUUCCAAGCUUUCUUGUCUUGUUUACUAUUUAAGAUAUUGACAUCCCUUAGGAUUAAAUUAUGUGUCACCUGGUUUUAGUACACAGUGGAUUAACAUGAUAAAGCCAAGGAGACGAGGCAGGUCUACCUGUAGUCAAGUUCUCUUAUUGCAAGUUUGAGAAUGAAUAUGUAUGUAUGUGUGAGAGACUAACAUUGUAUUCUGAAUUAUAUUCAAAUCAUGAAGAUGAACCCUACCUUAUAUAUGAAUGGUAAUGGGACUAUGCAUAUAUCAACAUCAUGAAAUUUGUUUGAUAUACGACUAGAUCCUACAAACCAGACAUUUGUCACAAGAGAAAGAAUGUGCUCAUGCUUUUUAAAAACUUCACAUUCUUUGAGUGCUUAGUUACCAAAAAUUCUUUUCAUUGUUUAUAGGAGUAUGGCUCCUCAAAAUUUGUCAGCUCUAGAUCAACAUACUCAGUAAUUAAAUUUGCCUAUAAAGGUAAAUCUUUUAGGACUUAAGAAAUCUGUUUGACUUAAGAAGUAUGCAUAAUCUAAAAGAAAAUCUUUGACUUGGACGAAUAUUCGACUUGGAAGUUGGAAUUAAUACUUGUAUUUCUCAAAAGUUUCUGGUUUGACUGGGUCACCUAAACAAUGUACUUCAUUAACUAUACUUUUUAUUUGUUUCAUAGAUGCCUUGCAGAGUGGCUGCACAGAGGUUCAAUGCUUUGACUUCUGUUUUCUUUCCAAAUUUCUGUGUUGUAAACAUUCAGUUUGUAUUUAUUGUAGUAUUUAUAUCAGUGUCAGAAAAUAUAUAUUUGUUGAAAUAGUUUGUUUUAUGUGUUGCAAAUUUUUUUGGGGGAUAAAAUUGGAGGAGAAUGGUCUCUGCUCCCAAUUGAAUGUUAUUAGCUUUUAAGAUACAAAGGAUAACUUAAGGGGGAAGUUCACUCUAGUAUGAUGUUGGUUUUAAUCAAAGCAGAAAAAGGGAACAUAUUGAUGAAAAUAUGGAAAAAAAUCCAAUAUUUUCUGUAUAUUUUCUUCAUUUCUUAAUAUGCCUUUAUCAUCAGGGUGAACUUCGUCUUUAACUAUGAUCAUCUCUAGCGCAUGCAAUGAAAUCAUUUCACUCAGAAAGAAAAAUGUGUAGGAUUUCAUAUAAUUUGUGACCUGAUUUGGCUAUAAUCUUUCAUAUCCCACCAAAUGGCUUUCUUGUCUCCACCUCUAUUUUUCUCAUUUCCUUUAACCAAAUCAUCAAUAUUUGCUGUAUAUUACAUUUCUCUUGAAAUAAACAUACCCCACUCAUGUAAUAUUGAAAAGGAAGUUCAUCCUGAUGAAAAGUUUAAUGUUAGAAAAGCAGAAAAUUAAUAAAAAGGAUUGAAGGUUUGAGAAUAUCCAUUAAGUUUUUGAUUUGUGACGUCAUAUACGAGCAGCUGCCCGAUGUUAUGUAAUAUAAAAUAAAUUACAAUUGCUUUAAUGGUUAAUGACUAAACAAUUCAUUCUUUCAGGAGCUGCUGUGAAAUAAUUUAUCUGUUAUACUAAACCCAUUUUCAAUUUUUUGAUAAAGUGACAUUUUAUUGAUUUUUAAUUCAUGAUACAUGGUGAGCUGCUCGCAUAUGACGCCACAAAUCAAAAUUUAAAUUCUAAUAACUUUUUAAAAUCUUUAAGAGUUGACAAUGUGAUUUGGUUGAUUACAAUUUAAAACAUUCUUGGUAGUUACCCUUUUCCGUUGAGCAAAAAGGUAAACAGCUCCCAGCUCUUUUUAUUUUGCCUUUCACUUAUGCAAUAAAUAAGCACAAUGUAUUCUCAGCUGUACAAUAAAUAUAUGGAGAAGGGUGUAUUUUUUUCUCUCGCAUUUGAGAUAUUUUCAGAGAUUGACUAGCAUUCAUUCUCUGAUAUUUUAAGAGGUUAGAAAAUGUUUCAAUUCAAAAUAAAUAUCUGCAAUAUUAAAGCA